Molecule: messenger RNA, 1035 nt
Organism: Puma concolor (puma)
Lineage: Eukaryota; Metazoa; Chordata; Mammalia; Carnivora; Felidae
Source: RefSeq, a predicted model, not a curated record
AUGCCCGUCCCCCUGGAAGACGCCGUCCUGCCCGUGGCCCCGCAGCCGCAGGCCUACAACGUCCACUUCCUGUCCUCCCUGCUGGCCCCGCACAGGAGUCCCGCCGUUCUGCCCCUGGGCGCCUGGGCCAGGGAAGGAGCCGCCCACCCCGGUGUCCGGGUGAUUCCAGUGGGAAUAAAGGAAGCCGGUGGUGCAGUUAUAAGUAACAACCCAGAGGAGGCAACUUUUCAGAACGCCCUUGGCCCCGAACCCUGUCACACGUUUGAAUCAUCCCAGGAAGCAGAGGAGGCCGCCGGCUGCUCUCUCAAGAAAGACUCUAACCCAAUGGUGAUAUGUCAGUUGAAAGGGGGCACACAAAUGCUGUGUGUAGACAAUUCUGGCACGAGAGAGCUAAAAGCAGUUCAUUUGGUUCCUCAGUAUCCAGACCAAAAUAACUACUUACAGUCAGAUGUCCCUAAACCAAUGACUACUUUAGUAGGAAGAUUUUUGCCAGUCCCAGCAAAAUUAAAUCUCGUUACACAACUCGAUAACGGAGCCUUACCAUCCAUAGUCAACGGGUCUACUGUCCCUUCGGGAUCCACCCUUCCAGGACCACCCAAAAUAUCUUUGGCUGGGUACUGCGAUUGCUUUGCCAGCGGGGACUUUUGCCACAACUGCAACUGUGACAAUUGCUGCAACAACCUGCAUCACGAAGUCCAGCGGUUCAAGGCCAUUAAGGCAUGUCUCGAUAGGAACCCAGAAGCUUUCCAACCAAAGAUUGGGAAGGGGAAGCCGGGAGACGUGAAGCCUCGACACAACAGAGGCUGUAACUGCAGGAGGUCAGGCUGUCUCAAGAAUUACUGUGAGUGCUACGAGGCCAAAAUUAUGUGUUCUUCUAUUUGCAAAUGCAUUGGUUGCAAAAAUUAUGACGAAGGCCCAGAACGGAAAACCCUAAUGAGCAUGCCCUACCAUCCGGACGCUGGAGGGUUUGAAGGCAGCCCUCAUUUGUCACCAACUGAAUGCGCGGGACUGCCGCAGUUCAGAAAAGACAGGUAG